AUGUCUCCAACAAUUAGCUCCGAAGACUUGUACAGGAUCUUCAAGAAGCUAGACAAGAAUGGUGAUGGCCUCAUUUGCCUUCAAGAGCUCAAGUGGCUCUUCGAUCGAGUUGGGGUCGAAUUAACCAUGGAGGAGUUGGAGUCUUUUCUAGAGAAACCGAGCCUUGACUUCGACCAGUUCUUGUUCUGUUACAAGUCCAUAUCCAAACAAAACAAAGGUGAGUGCGAAGAGGAGGAUGUACUGGGGUGUCUGGAGGAAGAUGAUCAUGAGGAAGAUAUGGAGAUGAUAUGUAUGGCUUUUAAAGUGUUUGAAAUGAGUGACGAUGAUGGCUUCAUUUCUUGCGAUGGACUCGAAAACGUGUUGGCAAGGCUUAAUGAGUAUGACCAACGUCUUCAACAAUCUGAAAGACAAAGAAAAGUUGAAGUACAAGCACUCAAGCAUCAAAUUAUGGAAUUAGAAAACCGUUUUGAGGAUAGAUUUAAAACUAUAAUGACAGAGAUGCAUAAGCGUCAUGUUUCGAGUUGA
This is a messenger RNA of Cucumis sativus (cucumber), 525 nucleotides long. Its product is annotated as probable calcium-binding protein CML44. Lineage: Eukaryota; Viridiplantae; Streptophyta; Magnoliopsida; Cucurbitales; Cucurbitaceae. The record is from RefSeq and is a predicted model, not a curated record. Gene Ontology annotation, molecular function: calcium ion binding. The coding region runs from base 1 to 525 and encodes 174 amino acids. The transcript has a single exon.